AUGGAAGGCAUUGAGCUAUCCACCGCUGUCGCGUUCUACAGCCGACAAAUUUUCAUCCGCCGCCUGCUUCCCCUCCUGCGAGUCCGAGCAUUGGGCCAGCACGCGGCCCAGGGAUCAUCAUCGUGGUUUCGGCCGCGCGUCGUGAAUGUCCUUGCCGCUGGCGCGGAAACAGCGAACCUAUUCCUUGAUGACCUGCAGUUAAAGGAGCCCGGUCAUUUCAGUAUACCCAACUAUGCUGGACACGUUGCUGCCAUGACCUCCAUGAGCCUCAAACGCCUCGCCGAGCAGGAGGAAAAUAGAGAGAUUGCGAUCAUCCACCACCACCCCGGACUCGUGUCUACCGACAUCUUCAAGAAAAGCUGGGGUGAUCAAUGGGACAACAGUAAACAGCAUAGUGGCCCUCCCGCCCCGGCUGAUAUGCAACGCUCGACUCCUGCGGAGGCUGGGGAGCGCUCGCUUUUUGUCAUGACUAGUGCUAAGUAUGGUGGAAAUGGAGUGCCUAUUAGAGAGGGACAGGAGGUUGGACUUACUGUUCAGGGAACGAGGAUUGGAUCUCUCCUGUGUGUAGGUGACAAGCUGGAGACGUUGAACGUCGGUGGUCUUCUGGAUUCGCUUGUCGAAACUGGAGCUUCUGAUACGGUAUGGAAUCACACCAACAAGCUUAUUGGAAUGUACUUGUAA
Aspergillus melleus is the source of this 681-nucleotide messenger RNA. RefSeq lists its product as uncharacterized. The transcript has a single exon. The coding region runs from base 1 to 681 and encodes 226 amino acids. Lineage: Eukaryota; Fungi; Ascomycota; Eurotiomycetes; Eurotiales; Aspergillaceae. Gene Ontology annotation, biological process: secondary metabolic process. The record is from RefSeq and is a predicted model, not a curated record.